This is a messenger RNA of Cuscuta campestris, 1372 nucleotides long. The record is from the annotation of a GenBank genome assembly. NCBI's taxonomy places the organism in Eukaryota, Viridiplantae, Streptophyta, Magnoliopsida, Solanales, Convolvulaceae.
AAGGUGUGAUUAUUUUUGAAAGACCGGGUAAAGUUGAGAUUAUUUUGGGUAAUUUUUCCUAAAAUUAAAUACUUCUUAUAUGAUCCAUUUCUCCCCUGCGAACCACCCAGCCUAUGGAGAGGUUUAUCUCUGGUUGUACACUGCUGUAAUAAUUAAGAAAACACCUCUCUAGCUCCAAGUCAUGAUGACCAAGAAGCUUGUAAAAUACUGCGUGGUGGAUGCGUUUACGGCCUCGCCUUUCAAGGGAAAUCCGGCAGCAAUUUGUUUGUUAGAGGAAGACAGAGAUGACGAAUGGUUACAAGCUGUUGCUCGGGAAUUCAACAUUUCUGAGACUUGUUACCUAACUGAAAUCAAUGAUCCCGAACCAUCUUCCUCCAAUCCUUCCCUGGAUGCGCCUUCAUCAUCUGUAUCCAAGUUCCGUCUUCGCUGGUUCACGCCAGUUGUCGAGGUGGAUCUAUGUGGACAUGCAACCCUAGGUGCUGCACAUUUCCUGUUUGAUUAUGGGCUUGUCAAAACUGAUUUUAUUGAGUUCUUUACCUUAUCUGGUAUUUUAACUGCUAAAAGAGUCCCUGAUAUGGAUGGAGGCUUCUUUGUCGAGUUAAAUUUUCCAAUUGUCCAAGUGUUGGAAGCAAAUUAUUCCGAGAUUCCCACAAUUGCGAUAAACUUCAACAAAGCAUCAGUGGUUGAGAUCAAGAAGACUGAGAAGGAUGAUCUCUUUGUUGUGCUCCCAUCAGGGAAUGCAGUUGCAGGAUUCCAACCACAGUUUGAUGAGAUAGAAAAAUGUGCUGCCAGAGGAGUGAUCAUUACAGGGCCGGCUCCUCCUGGAUCUGGUUAUGACUUUUACAGCCGAUUCUUUUGUCCUAAAUUAGGAGUUCUUGAGGAUCCUGUUUGUGGUAGUGCUCAUUGCGCAUUGGCUUCCUAUUGGCAAAAGAAGCUAAAGAAAUGCAGUUUAACUGCUUAUGCGGCAUCACCAAGAAGUGGUGUGGUGAAUGUGCGUAUAGAUGAGGAGAAGGAUAGAGUAUAUCUACAAGGGAAAGCUGUUGUGGUGAUGGAAGGUUCUCUCUUGGUUUAAUUAAGAGAAUUUCAUGUCCUGGGUGCUAAUUAUGUUUCUCUUUACAAUUAAAUAAAGGAGCUGAUAGCCACACCCCAUCCCAAAAACAAAAUUUGUUAUAUUUAGUUUCCCUGGUGACAAUCAUUUGAUGAUGUAUCUGUAAGUUUAUCAUGAAUUAGGUACUGGACAUUUUCUAUGCCACAUUGUCACAUUGCAAUUGUCCUAUUUUGGGGAUGAAAAUAUCACUCCUAUUUUGAGGACAAGGCUUAUGUUUUGCUCAUACUUUGGAUGAUUUCUUUUGAAUGAAUAUUUGGAGUUUUA